GAGGUUACGCCGGGAGACGGCCUGUUUUGGAUCAGCUAUGCAAGCGAACACAACGCGGGGCUUCCUCUGGUCGGACGUGGAGACGAGGACGCUGCUGAACAUCUGGGGAGAGCAGGACAUCCAGGCGGCGCUGGAUGGAAACUUCCGAAACAGCUUCGUGUACCGAGACGUCUCCCGGAGGCUGGGAGCCAUGGGGUUUGAAAGGACGCCCGAGCAGUGUAGGGUGCGGAUCAAGAGCCUCAAGAGGCAGUACUUGUUGGCGAAGGAGGGCAAUCUGCGUAAUAAUGGGCAGUAUCACAAGAUCUGCAAGUUUUAUGACACCAUGGAGAGGAUUUUGAGUAACCGGCCGAGUCUGGACGCCCAGGAGUUUAUAGACAGCGGUGCGGGAGGAGAGGAGGCCGUCGAUGGCCCGGAGGAGGAUGGGGAAGAUGCUCAGGAUGCUUACUCUGAGAGCACAGGGGAGUGUCCUUAUCCCGCUGAGACUGAAGUCAAGUUGGAAUACCCAACUGUUCCCAUCCCCAUUCCGGUUAAAGUGACAGUGGGGAAUAAUGGGACUUGUGCGAAGCCGCCUAACACCAGCCAGUCGGCCAGCUGUUUGUCAGCCAGAGCACCCAAACGGCCCAGGAAGCGACGCGCCAAUUUCCCCAUGGAGAAGCUGAUGGAGCAGUUCCUGGAGCAGAGCGCCCAAGCCGAGGACAACUUCUACCGAAUGGAGGAGCAGCGCUUGCAAGCAGAAGACCGGCGCCGGGAAGCUGAGCAUGCCCGGGAACUGCAGAUGCUUCAGAUGCUUGGUCAGAUGUUCGCCAGCAUCUCCUCCUCCGGCUCAGCAUCCGCUCCGUCCAAGACGGCGAAUCCUGGCCGCGCUCCGGUCAUUUCCAGUACCUCCCCGUCGCAUACACGUGGCCACUCCGGUCACCCCAAACGCCCUUCGCCCCAGACAGACUCUCUCACACAGCAGAAUCCAUUUCUGAGCGCAGACCCUCAGGCGUUAGUUUUUGAGCGCUUCUACGGUUUGGGCUCCACGUCGCACAGAGGUAUGGAGGAUGACAUCCUGCCACUGGUAAAGAACAUAGUCCCUCCGCUGACAUCCAAAAAACACAAGGGACAAGAUGGACGUAUUGGGAUCAUUGGAGGAUGUCAAGACUACACUGGAGCUCCUUACUUUGCUGCCAUCUCUGCUUUAAAAGUGGGGGCUGACUUGUCUCACGUGUUCUGCACCAAAGAUGCUGCAGUUGUAAUCAAAUCAUACAGCCCUGAGCUCAUAGUCCAUCCAGUUCUGGACAGUCCUAACGCAGUGGAAGAAAUAGAAAAAUGGCUUCCAAGACUACACGGACUUGUGGUGGGACCAGGCUUAGGAAGAGAAGACUUAUUAUUGAAAACAGCAAAGGAGGUCAUUGAGAAGUCGAAAGCAAGAGAUAUCCCCAUAGUCAUUGAUGCAGAUGGAUUAUGGCUGGUUACACAGCAACCAUCUGUUAUCCAAGGGUACCAGAAGGGCAUCCUUACGCCUAACUUCAUGGAAUUCACUCGAUUGUAUGAGGCAUUGCACCAUGAGCCCAUGGACAGCAGUGAUUAUCAGCGGAGCGUCAUGCAGCUCAGUGUAGCUAUGGGCAACCUCACCUUGGUGCUGAAGGGGGAGCAGGAUUUCAUCACAGAUGGCAGCAAAGUGUACUCAUGCAAUUUAGAAGGCAGCGGGAGACGAUGCGGUGGACAGGGGGAUCUCCUUUCUGGAUCUAUGGGAGUGCUGGCACACUGGGCCCAUGCUGCUUCCACAGCAGGAAUGAUCAGAAGUAUGAAUCCAUCAGUGGUUGCUGCAUUUGGUGCUUGUUCGCUCACCAGGCAGUGCAACAGUCAAGCAUUCCAGCGGCACGGCAGGUCCACCACCACGUCAGACAUGAUCCAGGAGAUCAGCUCAGCCUUCAAAAAGCUGUUCGAAAGCUAAAAACAGUCAGCGAUGCAAACAGUUGUAAAAAGAGAAUAAAUUUUACGCUCCUAACGUAACCUUUUUGGGAUUGAAAGCAAUGUUCUUCUUUAGCUGAAUUUUAAUGACUGAUUUGAACCCGGAAUCAAAAUUUGGUGCAAAAUAUACACACUGACAUGUUGUUUGUGUUGUGUUUAAUGGAAAAGUAACAAAAAGAAAACCACUAGUUGAAUAAUGAAUGCCUUCACCAAGCCCACCAAAGAGACUGAGACAUUAGGAUGAAUGGGCUCACACUAAACCAGAAACCUGUAUACGUUUUGAAAUAAAUUAUAAAUGUGA
This is a messenger RNA of Maylandia zebra (zebra mbuna), 2257 nucleotides long. RefSeq names its product ATP-dependent (S)-NAD(P)H-hydrate dehydratase. Gene Ontology annotation, biological process: metabolite repair. The record is from RefSeq and is a predicted model, not a curated record. Lineage: Eukaryota; Metazoa; Chordata; Actinopteri; Cichliformes; Cichlidae. Gene Ontology annotation, molecular function: ATP-dependent NAD(P)H-hydrate dehydratase activity.